This is a messenger RNA of Sclerotinia borealis F-4128, 690 nucleotides long. The record is from the annotation of a GenBank genome assembly. Lineage: Eukaryota; Fungi; Ascomycota; Leotiomycetes; Helotiales; Sclerotiniaceae.
AUGCCAGAACGCCGCCACCCUUCCAAUCCCUCCAAUACCAAUCACAACGCCCCCAUCCGCCCCUCAGUUCGACGCAAUCUCUUCUCCUCUCACCUCCGAACCUCACGCACCGCAACCUCAUCCAUCACCACGCCCACCACCGCCACAAUCGCAACCAUCACUCCUGCGCAUCCUAUCCCUUCUCUCCCUCGCCGCCCGACCACCUCUUCAACUAGCACAUCCGCCGAAACACUCCGUCUAGACCACGCGCAAACAUUUCCCUCGACUUCUAACGAUCGGAACAAUUCAAAUUCAAAUGCGAACUCAAGCUCCUUCCCCCAAAAUACCUAUGGGAGUAGAAGCGGAAGUGCCCUCUCUUUAGACGGCACAACGGAUAUAGUAGUGCGGGAUAAAAAUGGCGAUUUCGAUAUUGCAAACAUGAUGCUUGGAGGGGGAAUGGAUAAUGGAGGAGAAUUAUUGUUUGGAGGAGAUGACGAGGAUGUGAUUGGACUUGGUGAGGGAGCUGAGGAGGAGAAAGAACGACAGCGUCUUAACGAUUCAAUCAAACAUCAUCAGCGCGAUCGCAACCGAGCACCAAGUGAGCCCGCCGAACUAUUAGAAGCAGUACGCAGCAGUCUCCGCGCCAAGACCGCCGCGCUCACAGAUGACAAUUGGAUAUUUGAAGCGGAGAAUGAAGGGAUUAUUCGAUAG